This is a messenger RNA of Trypanosoma conorhini, 654 nucleotides long. Its product is annotated as PAP2 family protein. The transcript has a single exon. Lineage: Eukaryota; Euglenozoa; Kinetoplastea; Trypanosomatida; Trypanosomatidae. Bases 1 to 654 code for a protein of 217 amino acids. The record is from RefSeq and is a predicted model, not a curated record. Gene Ontology annotation, molecular function: sphingosine-1-phosphate phosphatase activity.
AUGGGCGAGCGGUGGGUUGUGUGGAAGGCCACCGCCGCCUGCUACAGCCCGCGCGACCCGUUGAGUUUCCUCUUCGCCCUCCUGGCGCUGCUCCCCAUCGUUGUGUUGCUCUUUCUUGCGGGGCUUGCGAGUGCGCCGUCCUUCCGGCAGCAGGGGGCAGCGCUUGGGCUUCUCAUGGGGCUCGUGUUUAAUGCGGGCGUCAACGCCAUGAUGAAGCGGUGCACCCGAAGCCCGAGGCCGCGCCACCCGGCGAGCGGGGAUUUCUGCUGCGCCCCCCCGAGUGCCCACGGGAUGCCGAGUGACCACGCCCAGUUUAUGUUUUUCUUCAUUACAUGGCUGAUGCGCCGGGCCGCGUUGACCGGGCUGCCGAUGACUUUGGGAAUGCGGGCCUUCUUGAUUGCUGCGGCACUCGCCGUAUCCUAUGGCCGGGUGUAUAACAACUAUCACUAUCCCAUGCAAGUAAUUGUGGGGGGGCCUCACGGGCGUCACAAACGCCUACCUGUGUACCACGCCGCUAGGCGAGGCCAUACUGCAGCAGGUGGCGCUUGCUGUGUCACCCAUCAGAAAUUUCUGCACACGCUGGGUACAGUUCGUCGUUUGAUUAACACCGUUUCUGUACUCCUUUUUUUUUUGUCUGUUUCUCUCUGCUGUUGA